Molecule: messenger RNA, 2807 nt
Organism: Myripristis murdjan (pinecone soldierfish)
Lineage: Eukaryota; Metazoa; Chordata; Actinopteri; Holocentriformes; Holocentridae
Gene: aifm1
Product: apoptosis inducing factor mitochondrion associated 1
Exons: 21
Coding region: 162-2366 (734 amino acids)
Biological process (GO): mitochondrial respiratory chain complex assembly; apoptotic process
Cellular component (GO): mitochondrion; cytoplasm
Molecular function (GO): protein dimerization activity; NAD(P)H oxidase H2O2-forming activity; FAD binding
Source: RefSeq, a predicted model, not a curated record
UACCCAUGAGUCCCUUCAAUCGUAUGACCUGUCUCUGGCCUUGAUGUGUAGCGCGGAGCAGCUAGUUACCGGUGCGGGGCUCCAGGACUAGGUAUAUCGUUAACUAUCUAGUGUUGCUGUCCGAUAAGUAGUGAGCUGGCAGCCGGGACACCACAGCCACCAUGCUGACAUGUAAAACGGUGUGGAGGAAGCUAGCACCUCUGGCCAGAGCCUCGUCCACGGUGUGUCGGCAAAAUGUGGGGAGAGCAGGGUUGAAUAAUGUCCGUAGACCAGCAGGGUCUCCAGUGGCCCACAUGUCCACGGGACCUGCAGGAGGUGGUGGGGACAAUAGGCUAUACGUCCUUCUGGUCGGAGCAGCCUGCCUCGGUGGGGGAGUAUAUGCAUACCAAACCGUCAAGGGAGACAAACAGAGAUAUCAGGAGCGUCUCUCAGAAAUAGCUUCCAGACCAAAUAAAGCCGCCGCAGAACAACCAGACACAUUUAUUCAGUUAGAAGCACCUGCUGUGCCAUCCACUGAAACACAGGAGGCCCAGAUCUCAGAAACUCCAGUAUCAGCUUCAGCCAAGGAGUCGAGCCCUCCAGCCCCUGCAGAUGAAGUAUCGGCCCCCAGUGAAACAACUGAACCUCCUCCAGCAGCUGAGCCUGUGGUAGAAGCUCCCACUGAAGAGCCAGCAGAGCAACCUGCUGUGCCGGUAGUUGAGGAUGAACCAUCACCACCAUCAGAUCCUUCCCCACCUGAGCUCACAGAGCCACCUCCUGCACCUGUUGUGGAGAGCGUAGAGAGUGAAUCUACAGCAGCAGCAGAAAGCCCUGCAGCAGAAACACCCGCACCUCAGGCUGAAGUGGUGGCAGAGAGUGAAACUCCAGCAGCAGGCACUGCACCAAGCCCAGCUAAGAUCCCUUCACAUGCCCCCUACCUCCUUAUUGGUGGAGGCACCGCCUCCUUUGCUGCUGCUCGAUCCAUUCGGGCCAGAGACCCAGGCGCCAGGGUAUUAAUUGUGACUGAAGAGUCAGACCUUCCAUACAUGAGGCCUCCUCUGUCUAAAGAGCUGUGGUUUUCUGAUGACCCCAGUGUGACAGACACUCUGCGCUUCAAACAGUGGAAUGGAAAGGAGAGGAGUAUCUACUUCCAGCCGCCUUCAUUCUACAUUAGUCCUGAAGAUUUAAACUCCAUAGAAAAUGGGGGAGUGGCAGUUCUCACUGGAAAAAAGGUGAUGCACAUGGAUGUGCGAGGAAACAAAGUACAGCUGGAAGACAGCACUGAGAUUUCUUAUGACAAGUGUUUGAUUGCCACAGGCGGGGUGCCGAGAAAUCUGCAGGUGAUUGAAAGAGCGGGAGAGGAGGUGAUGAAAAAGACGACUCUCUUCCGUAAGAUUGACGACUUCAAAGCGCUGGACAAAGUCUCCAGAAACCUCAAAUCCAUCACCAUCAUUGGAGGGGGCUUCCUGGGCAGCGAGCUGGCCUGUGCCCUUGGCAGGAGAUCAGCUGACUCUGGCCUGGAGGUGAUACAGAUGUUCCCUGAGAAGGGCAACAUGGGAAAAGUGCUGCCCGAGUAUCUGAGCAAUUGGACAACAGAAAAAGUCAAGAGAGAGGGUGUAAAAAUUCUAUCAGAGGCUUUAGUGAAAAAUGUCACUCAUAAGGAUGAUAAGGUGGAAAUCCAGCUGAAGGAUGGACGUGUGGUAAAGACAGAUCACAUCGUUGCAGCUGUUGGCCUGGAGCCCAAUGUUGACCUUGCCAAGUCAGCAGGUCUGGAGGUGGACUCUGACUUUGGUGGUUAUCGGGUUAACGCAGAGCUGCAGGCGAGAUCUAAUAUCUGGGUGGCAGGUGAUGCUGCCUGUUUCUACGACAUAAGACUGGGUCGCCGGCGGGUGGAGCACCACGAUCACGCCGUUGUGAGUGGCAGACUAGCAGGAGAAAACAUGACAGGAGCCAGUAAACCCUACUGGCAUCAGUCCAUGUUCUGGAGUGACCUGGGUCCUGAUGUGGGCUACGAGGCGAUUGGGAUUGUUGACAGCAGCCUACCAACAGUAGGAGUGUUUGCCAAAGCCACUGCCAAGGACACACCCAAAGCUGCUACAGAGAAGUCAGGAACUGGAAUCCGUUCAGAAAGUGAAACGGAGGCCGUGGCCACGAGCCCAGUGGCCACGAGCCCAGCGGCCUCUCCGACGCCGGCUCCCCCUGCACAGCAGCAGAAAGAGGACUACGGCAAAGGAGUGAUCUUCUACCUGCGAGACAAAGUGGUGGUGGGCAUCAUCCUGUGGAACGUGUUCAACAGAAUGCCCAUCGCAAGAAAGAUAAUCAAGGAUGGCGAGGAACAUGCAGACCUGAAUGAAGUGGCAAAGCUCUUUAACAUCCACGAUGAUUAAUCCACCCUCUGGCAGCCGAGGCUUUGCUAACGAAGGGAGGGGACCGACUUUACAUGUGAAGGCUUUGAACUUUGACAGUCAUUGCCAGACUGUGGAAGACUCAACUAUUCAUGAUUUAAAAAAAAUGGGAGGAUUUCUGUAAAUUGUACGUCAUGUUGCUGGAAUAUUUUCAUAUUUGAAAUUUGUAUGAGCUGCACCACUUUUUGUUAAUUUUUUUUUUCUAUUCAAGACAAAUCAGUCAGUCUUCAUCAAUAAUGCUGCCACCAAUAUGUGUUUGCUCAUGUUUCACAUUGUGGUCAAAGUGUGAUUGCUCAUCUCUGCUCCCUCCAGAGUCCCGCCAAGCUUAUAAUGUUGAGCAUGGAUUCUUGUUUUCCCUCUGUGUGAUCAGAGCAGCUUGUAAUGGGAAAAGCUGCAAUAAAAACUAUUUUUAAAGUGAAGUGA